This is a messenger RNA of Poecile atricapillus (Black-capped chickadee), 1054 nucleotides long. RefSeq lists its product as uncharacterized. The transcript is spliced from 5 exons. The record is from RefSeq and is a predicted model, not a curated record. Lineage: Eukaryota; Metazoa; Chordata; Aves; Passeriformes; Paridae. The coding region runs from base 15 to 992 and encodes 325 amino acids.
GGACCUUCUGAGCCAUGAGGCCACCAAGGUCACCGCGGUCACUGUGGCCACCAAGACCUUCUGAGCCACCAGGCCACCAAGGUCACCGAGGUCACCAAGGUCACCGAGGUCACUGCGGCCACUGGGACCUUCUGAGCCAUGAGGCCACCAAGGCCACCAAGGUCACUGUGGCCACCAAGGUCACCGAGGCCACCAUGGCCACCAAGGCCACCAUGGCCACUGUGGUCACCAAUGCCACCAUGGCCACCAAGGUCACCAUGGUCACUGUGGCCAUUAACGCCACUGUAGCUACAAUGGCCACCAAGGCCACCACAGCCACCAAGGCCACCAUGGCCACCAUGGCCACUGUAGCCACCAAGGCCACCAUGGCCACCAAGGCUACCAAGGCCACCAUGGCCACCGUGGCCACCAUGGCCACCAAGGCCACCAUGGCCACCAUGGCCACCAUGGCCACCAAGGCCACCAAGGCCACCAUGGCCACCGUGGCCACCAUGGUCACCAUGGCCACUGAAGCCACUGUGGCCACCAAGGCCACCAUGGUCCCCAAGGCCACCAUGGCCACCAUGGCCACCAAGGCCACCAAGGCCACCAUGGCCCCCAUGGCCACCAAGGCCACCAAGGCCACCAUGGCCACCAUGGCCACCAUGGCCACCAAGGCCACCAUGGCCACCAUGGUCACCAUGGUCACUCAGGCCACCAUGGUCACCAUGGCCACUGAAGCCACUGUGGCCACCAAGGCCACCAAGGCCACCAAGGCCACCAAGGCCACCGUGGCCACCAUGGUCACUCAGGCCACCAUGGCCACCAUGGCCACCAAGGCCACCGUGGCCACCGUGGCCACCAUGGCCACCAUGGCCAGGACAAGGGGACAGAGCCAUGGUUGCCACCAGGAGCGGGGACAGGACAGGGGGUGGUGGCCGCGGUUCUUCGCUUUUGGGGAUUUUUUGUGUCCCUUUCCCGAUAAUUUUAAUUCUCUAAAUUCUAAAUUUUAAUUCUUUAAAUUUUAAUAAUUUAAUUUCCCGAUAAUUAAACUGGAUUUGCCUCAAUCAAAAAA